Molecule: messenger RNA, 2253 nt
Organism: Caenorhabditis elegans
Lineage: Eukaryota; Metazoa; Nematoda; Chromadorea; Rhabditida; Rhabditidae
Gene: bed-3
Product: Zinc finger BED domain-containing protein 3
Exons: 8
Coding region: 24-1823 (599 amino acids)
Biological process (GO): post-embryonic development
Cellular component (GO): nucleus
Molecular function (GO): DNA binding
Source: RefSeq, marked reviewed
UUUCAGGUAUCCCAUUACCUGGAAUGCAGACCCAAAGUCCAUUUGGUCCGUUACUCGGGAUUUCAUCAUCCUUGCUCCCAUCUCCAGUUACAGUAGCAGCAGCCGCUGCAGCCGCCAACGGACAUCAAGGACCAGUAUCGUUGACAACAUUUCCGUCGGCGUUUGCCGCUUUCGCUUCCCAAAUCAGAAAUAAUCAGCUGCAAUCAUUGCUCCAGUCUCAGAUUCAAGCAUUGAAUGGUGGUAUGGGAUCACCUGGAAAUGGUCCAGGAACUCCAUUAUCACGGAAUAAUUAUGCUCAUCAUCAUCAGCAACAUCAAAAUCAACAGCAUGUUGGAAAGAUUCGUGGAACAACCGAAUAUCCGCUGCGAAAACGUGUUGGUGGAUCAACAGUGAAAACAGCAAAAGUUUGGAGAUAUUUCGAUGAGCUUCCAACUAUUGAACAAGCUGCCGAGUGUCGAAUUUGCCGGAAAAAAAUAAAAGCAACUAAUUCAAGCACUACUGGAAUGAUUCGCCACUUGAGAAGUUGUCAUGUUCAAGAGUAUCAGCUUGUCCAAGAAGCUCGACAGAACAGUAUGAUCGUCAAAAUGGAAGAAAAAGCCCGUGCAAAGCUUCUCCGAGAAAUGAACGAAAAAGUUAUAACGAAUGGAAUUGAAAACACUCCGAUUGUGAAGAAAGAGUCCCAGACAGAAUCUCAAAAAUCUCCAUCUGCAUCCUCAUCAGCUUCUGAUACUGCAUCAUCUGCUUCAUCUUCCCAUUUCUCUACAAAUCCUUUGAUAGGUCUUCCAGCUCCAGUUGCCAUCAAGCCACCUGCUCCACCAACUCCUUCAAACUCAAUUCUCAAUCUAAGCCAAAGUCAAAAUCAGUGCCAAAAUCAGAAUCCAAUGUUCCAAUCACAAAAUAUCAAGAAUGAACCAACAGACGUUGAGGAGGAGGAUCUUGAACAAAAGCGUUCAAGAGAUAUUCUACAUCGUCCGUCUGAUUUGGGCACGAAAAUGUUUUUUUCUUCACCUAGAACGUUUAAUCUGACAUCUGCAUUCUCCAGCAUCACCCCAUUAGAAGAUCAUAAGUUCCAGAAGAAAAUUGAAGAUGAUCAUAAAAUUCAUAUGCAGAUUGCUCUGAUGCUUUUACUUGAUCAGCAGCCCUGUCAAAUUAUUGAUCGGCCAGGCAUUCGAUCGCUGUUUAAAUUUGUGCUUCCCGAAUACCACAUGCCCAGUGGUGAUGUCUUCCAAGCCACAAUAGUUCCUCAAUUACUGAAUCAAAUGAAACAACAAAUCGAAGCCCUUGUUCAUAAUAGCAGCUCAUUAAGCAGCAUUCCUGAUCAAGUGAUGACUUCAUCAUCUGCCACGUCAUCAUAUGAAGAUGUUUCAGUAAACGAAUCUCAGAUGGCUGGACCAAAUGUGGGUGAUGAGGAGGAAGAAAUUAUGGAAGAAGAAGUUGAGGAAGAUGAGAAUGUUGAGAUCGAAGACGAUACAUCGUCAGCAUCAUCGUCAAUUGACACGGAUACUUGUGAUGCAAUGGCUUCAUUCAUUCAUUUUAUUGGAAAUGACGCAUUUCCCCAUGAUGAGCUCAUUUCUCUUCUGUCCGUGGUCACAAAUCUCUUCACCUACUUCUCAACUCGUCCACAUGUUCAAACACAUCUUCAGAUGACUAUCAUCCAGCCGACAUCUCAGCCAUUAGUUCAACAAGUCCAAUUUGUUACCUCAAACCUGUCAAUAAUAUCUGACUAUAUCCGACAGACUCCUGAUAUGCAGCUUCUCCCACUUGCAGUAAAUCAGGAGGCAAUGCUUGAAAAGCUUGUAGAUCACAUUGAUCAACUUGUUUGAAUAUUUCAAGAUACUCUGUAGCUGUUUAAAUUCUCCUUUUUUGUGUUUAAAAUCCCCUUCAUCCAAACCCCAGUGAAAAAAACGAUUAUUUUUCUGUGUACUUUGGUAUCCUGAACCCCUUGAUUUGUUCACAAUUAUGUGAAGCUUUACUACCAUCAGUCGAUGUUCCAUUUUUCAAAAUGUUCUUUCAAUGCCUCCCACUUAUCCCUUUCCGAUGAUGGUCUCUGUGCUUUAUUUAGAUCUACCGUUAUUAAUAUUUAUUAUUUUUCGGUUUUUUAAUGUCUUCUGUAAGUUAUUGUCAUCCUUUUCACCUCUUUUUCAUGAAUAUCAAGUAGAAUCUUUCAGUUUUCUGUCUUUGUAUACUUUGCCAUUAUGUUUUUUCUGCAGAUAAAAAUCAGAAUAUCUAAAUAAAAAUUUAUUUUUGUACAAA